This is a messenger RNA of Sphaerodactylus townsendi, 3732 nucleotides long. It is a transcript of the gene ING1, whose product is annotated as inhibitor of growth family member 1. The transcript has 3 exons. Lineage: Eukaryota; Metazoa; Chordata; Lepidosauria; Squamata; Sphaerodactylidae. Bases 1302 to 2147 code for a protein of 281 amino acids. Gene Ontology annotation, cellular component: nucleus. Gene Ontology annotation, biological process: positive regulation of DNA-templated transcription. The record is from RefSeq and is a predicted model, not a curated record.
UUUAUUAUAGCUGAAGCAGCAGCCGGGCUGCUAAAGAUCUGCCUCCCAAGAAACAAGUGCCCCCCACCCCACCCCAAAUCAGGGCUGCUCCAGUGCUCUUUCCUUGGGACUGGGGUGGUGGUGGGGAGGAGAGAAGAUGGAAGAAAAGAAGCUACUUCUGGGGAAAGGAUUUCCCCCCCCCCCAAUUGCUGUACAAUUGCUCUGGUUUGGGGGGUGGGGUCUGAUUGUGGAUACUGUUUUCUCAGAGAUCCUGGUGUUUAGAUAAGCCUCCUCGCCUUCCAUGAAGACUUGUUUCCAGAAGCUAUUACAUCAGAUAAGUAAAUGUACAGCGGAGGAGGAAUGCAUGCAUCUGUCUCCCUCUUCCAUCUUCAGUAAAGGUUUUGUGUUGCACAGUUUUAUCGGGUCUUUCUCUUUGGUGACUGAAGGGUGGUUGCCUGUUGUUUUUAAUCCCCUCCAGCGAUAUACUAUACCAGGCAGCAUUUUGCCAUUUUCCCUUCUGACUGAUGCCUGCUGAAUACUCCAUCUCUCAAACAGGCAUUUACUGCCAUUUCUGCUGAUUCUAGAUAAGCGCAGAGCCAUUCACCAUUGAGGUUUUUAAAUCUAACAAUCUGCAGAAGGGGCUCCUUGUGUGUCUCUUAAAGAAAGCAUAAGGCCAGAAGAGAAAAGUGACAGGGUUUAUCUUGUGUGUAUCUUACAGAUUGGAACAAAAAAGGAGGAAGUUUUGCAUUUGCUUUCUUUGUAUCCAUUGUUCAUUUUCUAACACCUCCCCAAGCUGCGGAAUGCCUUAGCCUCUGAACAACCCAAUGUAGUGGGUUAAUACACACAAUGAUUUGUUCCAAGCCAUUCAAUGGGGUUAAAGGCAGUUUUGUGAAGAAAAAUCCCCAUAACCUAUGCCUGUUGCCUUUUCCCUUUGAAAUUUCUUUUGGAUUUUCAGGUGACUAAUGGAAGAUUUUAGAAGUAAUAUUUGCUCCACUGGUACAGUAUCGGUAUCAACAGCAGAACUUCUUGUCAUCCGGCUCUCUGGCGGCAAUCUCUCCAGCCGUGGACCUCUUCUGCUGCUCCCUCUUGCCCUAUGAACGCACCACAUUCUUUUCGCCUCACCUCAAUGCGCUCAUCUUCCCCGAAGUCUACUUUCCUUCACUCCAAGAUCCCAGGAACAAGAGAGGGAAGAAAAGAAGAGGCGGCUGGAGGAUUGCGCCUCUGCCAUUUGGGGCUGUCGUGUCGGAAAGGGAAACUCUCGCCCAUUCAGGGUGAGAGCAGGAGGAGGAGGUUAUAGACAGGAUUUCUUUUUUCUUGGCCGGAUGAAAAUGUUGAAUCCUGCAAACGGGGAGCAGCUUCAUUUGGCGAACUACGUGGAGGAUUACCUGGACUCCAUCGAAUCUCUACCCUUCGAUCUGCAGAGAAAUGUCUCCCUGAUGAGGGAGAUCGACGCCAAGUAUCAAGAUAUUUUAAAGGAACUGGAUGAUUAUUAUGAAAAAUUUAAACGAGAGACUGAUGCAGCGCAGAAGAGGAGGUUGCUGCACUGCAUACAAAGAGCAUUGAUCCGGAGCCAGGAACUAGGAGAUGAGAAAAUCCAGAUCGUCAGUCAGAUGGUAGAACUUGUUGAGAAUAGAACUAGGCAAGUUGACAGUCAUGUAGAACUGUUUGAAACCUGCCAAGAGAUUAAUGACACAACUGGGAACAGUGGCAAAACAAACCAAGACAAGUCAAAGAAUGAGACAAUCGCUCAGGCAGAGAAACCCAACAACAAGCGGUCUAGACGGCAAAGAAAUAAUGAAAAUCGAGAGAAUGCUUCUAAUAACCACGAUCACGAUGAUAUCACUUCAGGAACUCCAAAAGAGAAGAAGGCAAAAACUUCCAAGAAGAAGAAGAGAUCCAAGGCCAAAGCAGAGAGAGAGGCAUCCCCCGCAGACCUCCCUAUUGACCCCAACGAGCCAACAUACUGUCUCUGCAAUCAGGUCUCCUAUGGAGAAAUGAUUGGCUGUGAUAAUGAUGAAUGCCCAAUUGAAUGGUUUCACUUCUCAUGUGUGGGACUUAAUCAUAAACCAAAGGGCAAGUGGUACUGCCCCAAAUGUAGAGGAGAAAACGAGAAAACGAUGGACAAGGCACUAGAGAAGUCUAAAAAAGAAAGGGCCUACAACAGGUAGUUUCUAAAUCCAAGGAAAAUAAAGCUGUGGAAGGAUUUAUUUAUUCUCUGUGUCAUCUUUUGUUGAAGUGCAAGGACUGUGACAUGUAUAUUUCUUAAAGGAGGCCAUAAAUCAAACCAUUCUUGUAACAGGGAGGGUAAUAUAAGAAAUUUUUGGGUUCCCCCCCCCCCCCCUUGAUUCAGUUGUUAUCAGGAAGACAGUCUGUGAGUCAAAACAUAUAAUAAAGUAAUAAAAAUUAACAUUGUAAUGUCCAGGUUUAUCUUAUGGGGAAAAGUAUGAUUUCACAAGUUGGUAAAACUCGACCCAUCAAUAUGUAGAUAAUAAACAUGUCUUGGAUAGCAUUCUGUUUUUCCUCAGAGAGGAAUGCUGUUUAUCUUUCCAGGAAACUAUUCAAAAUUCAGUUUGAAUAAAACAGUAUAUUUCAAACAGAUCCUAAAUGCACUGGCUACAAUCUUAACACAAAAUGAAACACUCUUAGAGCCCCACUGGGGAAGGAGAGCUGAAUUCAGCCGUGGGAGUGGCAUGGGGUAGUGCUGGUGGAUUUACCCUCCCCCGGGCACUUUCCUGGCAGAGGGGCAAAAUCACUGGCAUGCAGCCACCGUGGACCUCCUGGCACUCCUGCCACCACCGGCAUAACGGGCAAGCUGGGGGCAUGGCCAGGGUCCCUGCCGGCUAUUUAGCAUGUUAUUCUGGCAGCUGGGCAUUCAGACUUAUGCCACCCUUUUGAGUGGCAUAAGUCUGUCAAACCCAAUGGAGGCUUCUAGGUGGCAGGGAGGUUUUUACGCUUGCAAAGCCUCCCCACGCUGCUGGGAAGGCCCUUUGCGAGCAGCAGCGCAACUGCAGUGCUGUGGCGCCUCAGCUGGCUGCCUGGAGUCGUGAAUAGGGCUGCCUAACUAAUUAGAUUUCAGUGAAAUUAAGCACACACAUUUAGCUCUGGGUUGGUUUGUGACUAUUGCCUUGGAAGUAAGUCCCUGUUAUUUCAAUCAUAGUUUCUUCCAAGAAAGUAUUUUGGGAUUACUGACCUGCAUCCAAUUUUCAACAUCGUACUUAGAACUCCAGCCUGUUGGUUUCAAUGGGGCUUGUUUCUAAGGAAUUUGUUUGGGACCAGGGUGCUAAGUUUUGUCUGGUCAUGAUCAAUGCAAUAGCAAAAAAAAAGUUACAGUAUAGCACCCAUACAACCUGCCAGUCUAGCAGCUCAAUAUCAAAUGUUUAACUGCAGCUACAUGCUUAUUUUUAAAGAUGCAAAUGGUUAAAUUUUACACAGCAUAUUUUAUAUACUGGCCACGUACCAUGACGGCCUUUUAAAAAACGGUUUAGUAUAUUUUGUAUUUACCCAGGAAGUGGUUUAGUAAUGAACCUUAUCAUAAAUCAACCUUUAUACUGUCCUCAGAUAAUAGUUAGCAGUCUUUACUUUGUAUAAGUUGUAAAAAAAUGUACAUUUUCAAGUGGAGUUGCACUUAACUUGUAUUAUAAUUGGAAAUGCAUCCACAUGCCAUGGUGUAGGCCAGUGUGCAUUUCUUUCUGUAUGUAUGAAAAUUGUACAGCUGCAAUAUUAAGGAAUAAAUUAAAGAAGUUGGAUAACUUU